Messenger RNA from Besnoitia besnoiti, 1416 nucleotides. Its product is annotated as protein disulfide isomerase. Gene Ontology annotation, molecular function: protein disulfide isomerase activity. The record is from RefSeq and is a predicted model, not a curated record. The transcript is spliced from 3 exons. The coding region runs from base 1 to 1416 and encodes 471 amino acids. Gene Ontology annotation, biological process: protein folding; response to endoplasmic reticulum stress. NCBI's taxonomy places the organism in Eukaryota, Apicomplexa, Conoidasida, Eucoccidiorida, Sarcocystidae. Gene Ontology annotation, cellular component: endoplasmic reticulum.
AUGCGGGCUGGGGUCUGCUACCUUGCCUUGGCAGUCGGCCUCUUGGCCGGCGCAUCUGUCUGCUGUGCAGCGGAGGACGAGGUUGUCACUGUUCUGACGGCCUCCAAUUUCGAUGACACGCUGAAGAAGCACGAGAUCGUCCUCGUCAAGUUCUAUGCCCCGUGGUGCGGCCACUGCAAGCGGAUGGCGCCCGAGUACGAGAAGGCUGCCAAGAUGCUCAAGGAGAAGGGCUCCUCCGUUCUCUUGGCUAAAGUCGAUGCCACCGCUGAGACUGACAUCGCUGACAAGCAGGGCGUCCGCGAGUACCCCACUGUCACUCUUUUCCGCAACGAAAAGCCGGAAAAAUUCACUGGCGGCCGCACUGCGGAAGCCAUCGUCGAGUGGAUUGAGAAGAUGACCGGCCCCGCGCUCAUUGAGGUCGAGGGCAGCGUUGACGACAAGGUUACCAAGGAGUCUCCUAUCGCCUUUGUUGGUGAGGUGAAGUCCAAGGACAGCGAGAUGGCGAAGCUGUUCGAGGAGGUUGCCAACGAAUCCCGCCAACUUGGGAAGUUCUUCGUCAAGUAUGACGCCCCUGCAGAGAAGAUCUACUCCCUGCGCUACGAGGAGGGCACUGACGACUUCAGUGGCAAGACCAAGGAUGAGCUUAAGAAGUUCGUUGAGACCGAGUCCUUCCCUCUGCUUGGCCCCAUCAACGCCGAGAACUUCAGAAAGUACAUCGACCGCGACCUGGACCUGGUGUGGCUCUGCGGCACCGAAAAGGACUUCGACGACUCUAAGGCUGCCGUCCGUGAGGCCGCGAAGAAGCUUCGUGACACCCGCUCCUUCGUCUGGCUCGACACUGACCAGUUCAAGGCCCAUGCUGAGAACGCUUUGGGUAUCACCGAGUUCCCCGGUCUUGUGUUCCAGGGCAAGAAGGGACGCUUCGUCCUUCCUGAAGCCACCACCUCUCUUAAGGAUGCCUCCAAGAUCAUCAAGUUUUUCGAGGAUGUUGAUGCUGGCAAGAUCGAGCGCUCUCUGAAAUCCGAGCCGGUCCCCGAAAAGCAGGAGGAGGCUGUCAAGGUUGUCGUCGGCAAGAACUUCGAGGAAAUGGUCAUUCAGAAGGACAAGGAUGUGCUCCUGGAGAUCUACGCUCCGUGGUGCGGCUACUGCAAAAGCUUCGAGCCCAUCUACAAGGAGUUCGCUGAGAAGUACAAGGAUGUCGACCACCUCGUUGUUGCUAAGAUGGACGGUACCGCCAACGAGACACCUCUUGAUGAGUUCAACUGGUCCAGCUUCCCCAGUAUCUUCUUCGUGAAGGCUGGCGAGAAGACGCCGAUGAAGUUCGAGGGAUCCCGGACUGUUGAAGGUUUGACUGAGUUCAUCAACAAGCAUGGUUCCAAGCCCCUCAAGAAGGACGACAAGGGCGAGGAAUUGUAA